Messenger RNA from Exserohilum turcica Et28A, 2358 nucleotides. RefSeq lists its product as uncharacterized. The record is from RefSeq and is a predicted model, not a curated record. Gene Ontology annotation, biological process: DNA-templated transcription; positive regulation of transcription from RNA polymerase II promoter by galactose. The transcript is spliced from 3 exons. Gene Ontology annotation, cellular component: nucleus. Bases 1 to 2358 code for a protein of 785 amino acids. NCBI's taxonomy places the organism in Eukaryota, Fungi, Ascomycota, Dothideomycetes, Pleosporales, Pleosporaceae. Gene Ontology annotation, molecular function: RNA polymerase II cis-regulatory region sequence-specific DNA binding; DNA-binding transcription factor activity, RNA polymerase II-specific; zinc ion binding.
AUGUUCCACACGUUUCAGUCGUCGUCCGGCAUGCGCUCGCCGGGUGUCGACAGUGACAGUCCUGGCAAACCAUCCCGGCCACCAGGCUCGCGACGCAUAUCCACAAGUAACGCCUGUGUCGAAUGCAGACGACGCAAGAUCCGUUGCGACGGCCUGCAACCAUGCGGCCAGUGCCAGUGGUACCAGCACCCGGAGGCAUGCGGCUACUCGAAGCCUGCACAAAGAGUUGUGCCCAGCAGAAAGCUGGUCGAUAAGCUUUCCAACAACAUUGAACAGUACAAGAGCGUGCUCACCAAGCUCUAUGGAGUGAAGAACCUUGAGUCGCUGGCCAACCUUCCGCGCGAAGAGCUGCUGCAACUGGCCCUAUCCUCUGCAGCAACAAACUCGACCACAUCGCCGCCCUCAGCAGCAGACUCGCAGCAGGCCUUGUCCGAUGUACAAGUAGGUUCUGACGCAGCCGAGAGUUUAGAGGCGCUCGAGCAAGCCCCACCUGAAGACCCUUACUGGGACGAGGCACGGAAGCACCAGCUGCGAGUCCAGGGCAUUUCUGAUGAUGUCAACGGUCUUUCCAUGUCGGUCGACAAGCUGUCGUCUUAUGUUGGCAUAUCUUCCAUCACAGCCGCCCUCAAGGUUAUAGUGCGAUGCGCACCGCAGGCACGCUCGCUUAUUGCACAUCACAAUCAGGAGACGACCCUGCCCAGCCGUGCGGGCUCUCCGCCGCCGGAACUGGUAGAUAAUCGGCCAGACGCAUUACCACCCCCUGAGCAUGGCCAAGAGCUGGUGGAAAGCUACUUUGGUCGCGUACACCCCUUUUUUCCAUUGAUCGAUGAACGCAAGUUUUGGUUCACCUUUUCAUACGGCAACCGCAAAGACUCGGCAUGGCUGGCACUGCUGAACAUGGUCUUUGCCCUGGGGUCGCUUGCGUCGCGGGGUGCAGACAACGAGGCACAUCUCAUGUACUUCAACCGAUCGCGAAAGCACUUGACCUUGGAGUCAUUUGGGAGCGGCAAUCUCGAGGUGCUCCAGGCCUUGGCCAUCAUGAGCGGAUUCUACAUGCACUACCUGAACCGCCCGAAUGAAGCACACUCACUUAUGGGCGCAACGCUUCGUAUGGCGACCUCACUAGGCCUACAUCGCGAGUAUUCUGAAAGGAAGGAUGCGAGCAUACAAUCCACGACGCCCAGUGACGAGGACUCCAUCUCGCCUGAAAUGAGGCGCCGCAUAUGGUGGAGUCUCUUCUGUCUUGAUUCGUGGGCAUCCACCACCACCGGCCGGCCUUCACUGGGGCGUAUGGGUCCCUCGAUUACCGUCUUGAGGCCUGGGACGGCGGCAAAUUCUGCACAGGCCAUACCGCCACCCACCAGCCCUCAUUAUAUCGAACAACUCAAGAUUCUUCCGCUCAUCUACACCUCUGCGUUUUGCCAGAUAGCUACCAGGAUACAGGACCGUCUUGUGGAAUGCCCGCUUCUCUCCGCUACCGAGACGGCCAACUACGACGCUCAGCUGAUCAAAUGGCAUGAAGAGCUGCCUUCCAUCAUUUCCAAUACCAGCGAGCCAUGUCCGGAAUUCCUACGCCGAACCCGACUGGUGAUGAAGUGGCGUCACCAGAACAUUCGUGUUAUCCUCCACCGACCGUUUCUGCUUACCACAGCACUGUGGCGCUUGCCGUGGGCUAGUCUAAGCGCAGAGGAGAAGGUUGCAGUCCGAAAGUGCCGCCUUAUUGCCGCCAAGACGAUUGAAGACAUUAGUCGCGAGUGCAUGCCCGAUCUCAUUUCCUGUUGGAACGGAGUUUGGUUCUGCUUCCAGGCCUGCAUGGUUCCUCUGGUAUCACUGUUUAGCGACGCCAGCAUACCCGAAGAAGCCGAAAAGUGGAAAGCCAGCAUCGAGACAGCACUGACGUUUUUCGAGACGGCCAAGGACUGGAGCAUUGCGUCCAAGCGAAGCGGCGACGUUGUCACACGGCUGUAUGCAGCAUACAAGACGCAAGCUUCGACGGCAUGCCAUCAGUCACAAUCGGUGGUGUCGCCGAUUGGGUAUGCUCAGCAGCAGAGUCAAGCACAGGUACAUGGUUACUUUGGUGUCCCCAGCACUCACGCGCCCCCGAUGAUCAAUACGGAUGCCGGCGCGUACACACAGCAACACGCAGCCAUGUACGGUCACUACAAUCCUGCAACGCCAACGUGGGCCAACUCGCGAACGGACCCGACUAUUCUAAACAACCUGUGGGACGACAUGAUGUGGGAUACAAACCUGCCGGACAUGCUCGAGACGCCUUUUGGGCUGGGCAACGAAUACGAGUUCUCGAGUACAGGACAGGACUCUGGACCCGCUGGGGCAUGUUGGAUGCAUGGACAUUGA